AUGUACCCCUUAUCCUAUUCUAUAACAUUCCAGGAACCAAACCGUGCCAAGAUCACCGAGCAGCUCGACGUCAACACCACCAGCGUCGUCGUUCUCAGUCAGAAAUUCCUGCCACUUCUCAAGAAAGCCGCGUCGAAAGUAUCCGGAGAUCAACUCUCUGUCUCUCGCGCCGCCGUUGUCACCAUCUCCUCGGGACUCGGAUCGAUUACUGAAAAUGAUACGGGCUCCGGACUCUUCGAGGGUCUUGCCUACAGAAUGAGUAAGGCGGCAGUCAACAUGUUCGCCAAGACAUUCUCGAUUGACAUGAAGGAUGAUCAUAUUCUCGCAGUCAAUUUCUGCCCAGGAUGGGUUCAAACUGAUAUGGGCGGGAAGCAAGCGGCGUUGACUGUGGAGCAGUCCACUACUGAGUUGGUGGCCGCUUUCAAUAAGUUGGACAACUCACACAAUGGAGGAUAUUAUCACAGGGAUCUUACUCCAUUCAAGUUCUAA
Messenger RNA from Caenorhabditis remanei, 489 nucleotides. RefSeq lists its product as uncharacterized. Lineage: Eukaryota; Metazoa; Nematoda; Chromadorea; Rhabditida; Rhabditidae. The transcript has a single exon. The coding region runs from base 1 to 489 and encodes 162 amino acids. The record is from RefSeq and is a predicted model, not a curated record.